Molecule: messenger RNA, 2801 nt
Organism: Lytechinus variegatus (green sea urchin)
Lineage: Eukaryota; Metazoa; Echinodermata; Echinoidea; Temnopleuroida; Toxopneustidae
Product: ornithine decarboxylase antizyme 1-like
Biological process (GO): positive regulation of protein catabolic process
Cellular component (GO): cytoplasm; nucleus
Molecular function (GO): ornithine decarboxylase inhibitor activity
Source: RefSeq, a predicted model, not a curated record
CGCGAUAUCGACAUUAUAAACUCAGCUGCUGAUAAACGAAUUGACUAUUACGCCACAACUCGACGUCUUUGUUCAAACAAUCAAGAAGUUUUCACCUCACUGUAUAGAUUUUCUGCAUUGCAAGUGACGAGAAAUCAAGAUUAAUGGUGUUAUCAAUUGAUAAAUCCGCUAAACUGGAUUUGAAUUUUAGUAGACAUGAAGAAAAAACGUCGCAAAAUAGUGAACUUGAUAGUUCCAACAUCAACGUCAUCAAAAUGUCUGCCGACAGGGAAGCACUGGAGGCAGGAAAAAGUUAUCUCUUCACCCUUGGUAGAGCGCCUCAGCAGUGCUCCGAUGUUCCUUCGGGGUCAGACAACGGUCUUAUCCUUGAGAGUGUCACUGAGGAAGAUGAAAAACCGGGCCUUUUGGCCUCGCCAUUCUUCAAGAAAAGCCAAGCUGGAGGAGGACCCAGUGACACUAACUACAUCCGCUUCCUCCAUCACUUGACGGAUAAUUUGUUGGUGAAAUGGGAGUCCAUAUUGCUGGAGUCUCGUUUGUACAUCCAGCUGCCAGAGACCAGCUUGCACCAGGGAGGUCGAGACAGCUUGGUGGAGCUUCUUGACAUAGCCGAGGAGCAGCUAGGAUGCAGUCAGGUCAUCAUCAUGUUUACUCGAAAGAGAUCUGAUAAUGGUCAGUUGAUGAGAACGUUCAAGUUCCUUGGAUUUGAAACGCUUCCUCCUGGCCACCAGUGGUUGCCACCUGCUACAGACCAUUUGUUUAUGGCAUACAACAUCUAGUUUUGAACCCAACAAUAUAACUGUAUCGCAUGCAACAUCUCUUCUCCAACUCAAGAGUAGGGUAUUAUGACAUACAACAUGUAGUGUAAGAUUCAACAGACCAUCGUGGUAUGCAACAUUCUGUCUCCAUCCAAACAUUAGGCCAUUGUGGCAUGCAACAUCCAGCCCUGAACCCACCAACAGACCUGUACGAGAAACAGCAUCUGGCCUUUAGCUCUGUAGUAGAGUACUAUGGCAUGAAAGCUAUAGUGGAAAACACCAAUUCUUGAUGGCACACAACAUUCUGUUUCCAUUCAAACGCUAGACCAUUGUGGCAUGCAACCUCUGGUCUGGAAUUUCAAAUCUGCCUCAAUGGUAGACAACGUCUAGUCUGGAAUACAACAACGGGCUGUUAACAUUUGCACCAGGAUGAAGUCAUCAUUGUAUGUUUUCUUUUAUUAACAUUGUGCAGUUUAUUUGCUCUUUGUGAAAUUAGUAUCAGUUCAAAUUGUAUUAAGAGUUAACCAAGUGUUGCAAUUAAUGAAAAACAAUGAUAAAAAGUGACUAAGAUGCACAGUUUCUUUCAUUUACUUGUAACCUUGUAGAUUGACAUUUUAAAAUUGCUGCAGAAGUUGUUACUCAGCCAUUAUUGAAAUUUGUAUGGGCUGUUUACUAAGCAAGAUUGUUUUAUUUAGAUGUAUACAAUAUACUUUAGAAAAUCCCUGAUAUUAUGUUAGCUCGGACUUAUGGGGCAUUUUUUAAGAUAUGAAGAGCUAAGAAUUAUUUUUUAAGCAGUUGUAUGCCCCCCUCCCCUUCUCUAAAUAUUGAUUGAUACAUGUACGCAUAGCUAAAGUUGAUUGUCGUCCACAUCCCAAUAAUUUCACAUAAUUUACUUUUUGGUCACAAAUUUGUGAAAGUACAUGUAUUGUAAUAUUGAGAUGAUGGAUAAGAUCUUAAGAUUCAAUGUUUUAUAAGUUGAGAUUUGAAGAAAUGUCAUUUGCCAGACAUGGACUUUAUGUACAAUUUGUAUUUCUCGUUUUGUUUCCUAAGCCAGAGCUAUGUCUGAAGUAGUUGAUAAAUUCAUCUUGGUAUCAUUCUCAGAUCACACUCCAUUUUAAACUUAAUAUUUUUUAAUUUUGGACUUGAUUGUGCACAUAUUAGUAUUGCACAUAUAUAUAUGAUCAACAUACUAGUUUUGUUUUGUGAUUUAUUGUACACGAAAAAGUGGCCUGGUAAUUGUGUUUGUGCAGUCGUGGUUGUUUUGGGUACUGCAGUUGCUUAUAAAUGUAUUUGUGUUUUAUUCAUGAAGGAAAAUAAAUGGGUGGUAGUAUAUUCAUUUUAUUUCUUGUGUUGAAUUUAAAAUUGCAUAAAACUCUGCUUUUAUAUCUUUAAUUUGGUGACUGAGGAUUUAAAACAAACUGAUGUAAUUGCCUCAAGCAUUUAAGAAUAAACAUGGGUUUUCUAACAAAGAGGAAAAGUAACAUAUGUAAGAAAGAUUGAAAAUAGAAUUAAUGAGUAGGGAGUCGGUGACUCAAAACUGAUAGCAUGUACUUUAUGGACUCAAAUUGUACUGCAUCCCCCCAAAAAAAUAGAUUGGUUCUAUUUGCAAAAAUCUGGGAUACAUGUAACAUGCAUAGGAAAGAGAGUCAUGAUGCGUGUUAUUGCUUGUGUUUGGAUACAUGUAUUGUUUUAACCAUAGGUAUCAUGAACUACUCUCUUUAGGAAAGAAAAAGAAAGUUGUAUAAUUUUAUGGAUACAGACCAGCCAAACUGACCAUCGGGUAUUAAAGAUUGAAAAAUUAGAUCUAAGAGCUUUAUAUUACAACCGGCCGACCAAUAUUUGUUUCCAUCUACUAUCAAAUCGUAUGGGGGGGGCCUGAUGUAAAGACUUAACCAUGUGCUUUGUAUGACAAGGGGUUUAAUCUCAUGUCCAGAGAUAUAUUCCAUGCACUUGUGUUUCUUUUGGUCCAUCUUGUUUGGUGAUUCUUUAAGUCUUUUUAUCGCAUGUAGGAAUUGUUUAAUUGUAAAAUAAAUAGACAUAGAAGAG